AAUAAAAAUCAUACAAAUAUUUAUGUUUUCGUUUUUAAUGUAAGUAAGCUGUAGAUAAAUAAUAUUUAAGAAUAUAAGGUUUAUUAUGAACAAGAAAUUAUAACUAGUUCUUAUACUUAAUUUAUAUCAUGGAAAACAAACCGAAGUUGGAGCCAGUAAGAUUGGCAGACUGGGCGCACAAUUGUGCAUUCUUUGCGAAAGACAUCGAACUAAUGUCGGAGAAUAAGCGCUCUAAGCAGACGGACACUGAAUCAAAUGCAAAAGUCAGAUUAAAUCCUAUUCCUCCUUCUCAAUUACUUUUAAGUUUUCAAGCAUUAAAACCUAGUGGCAUUGGACAGACACCAGUACGACCAGUUACCUCAAUAAAAAAAAAGAACUGGAACUCCUCUGUUAAAAUUGUCAAUAAAGAACGAAGAAUGACAGACAUAAAAUCCAAUAUAAGAAAAACUCUAAACUUCAAUUAUAAGGCUAAGGCAACAUAUACAAGGAAAACUCUUAUUGAAAAAGCAACACCAGAAUUACAGUUACUUAAAACUUCAAAAGUAAAGAAAGAACAAUCAGUUUUAAAUAGUGAAAUUAAGUUAAGUGGAAUAAAAAGAAUUCCCGUCACACCUCAGAGAAAAGAACUAGCACCAAAACAGUUACAAAUAAACACACCUAAGAGCAUUCUUCGUAGAAAACUUAUACCAAAUACACCUCUCUCAACUGCAUCUCACAAAUCCUGCGAUGGUGAUGCUACAUUUCUUCGUAUUGAAAAGGAAGUUGAUGAUAUGGUGCAGGAAAAGGAAAUAGAAAAUGACAUUAGUACAAAUGCUGCACUACCAUCAUCAACACCUUUUAAGGCUUCAAACGGUUUAGAGUACUUUCCAACAUCUGAUGUUAACUCUCUUCAGAAGGACAGAACUAUUCUAGACUUUAGUAAUGUGGGUGAAAAUGAGAACUCGGUGGUGGCUCUAUGUGAUGCAUUUAAGAAGGCACUUAUUUUACAUACCUGUCAAAAAACAGACUUGAAACAAGAACGUGGAUCGUUAAUAAGUGUCAUAGCAGUUGCUUUGAGACAUUUACAAGAAAUAGAAGAAUUUGAAAAAGAAAACACAGUUUACAAUAAUAGAAAACAAUUAGUGGGUGUCAGUCCAAAAGAUUUCAGCAGGACGAAAUCACCAAAUUUUAAAAUUAAAAAAAAAAUUGUCUUCCAAAAUUCCCCAAAAAAACUCCAUAUUUCUCCAAAAGUAGAUAAAGUUGAUGCUAUUAAUGUUUAUAUGGGUAUAAAAAAAAAUUUAAAUUUUUUAAACACACCAAAGAUAGAUAAGACACGAAAUAAUGAAACUGACACUCCUGUUAGGAUGAAGAAGAAGCUGCAAUCCCAACUAAAUAGAUUGUAUAAUGACAGUGAGUCGUAAUGCUAUACAGACACAAAAACAUCUAAUAGACUGAAAUUACUUAGAAAAUUAUGGAUUGUAGUAAAUUUUUUUCAGUCAAAAUUAAUAUGAUCAAUAUAAUUGUCUCUUUAUUUGUUUAAAAUUAUAACUGACAGUUAGAAUUGUGUAAAGAUGUAUUUACCUAUGAGAUAUAAUAUGUUAAUUUUGAAGACAAUUAGACAAAAAUAUAACAUAAUUAUGGAAUUAUUUUCUGUACU
Molecule: messenger RNA, 1636 nt
Organism: Pieris brassicae (large cabbage white)
Lineage: Eukaryota; Metazoa; Arthropoda; Insecta; Lepidoptera; Pieridae
Exons: 5
Coding region: 129-1400 (423 amino acids)
Source: RefSeq, a predicted model, not a curated record